AUGACCUCAUUGAUUGAACAUUUAAUCUUUUACAGAUCCUACCAUUUUAACCAUACCAAUGUGGCAAUUCACUUGGUUUGUAUCCCCAUCAUUUUGUUAUCAGCAUAUGCAUUCUUGACCCCUGUUACUUUGCCAUUUAUCUCGUCGAAUCCACUGGUCAAUGUUGGUAAUGUUGCUGCUUGGGCGUAUGGAUUGUAUUACAUUUCAUUAGAUUGGAAGGUUGGUAUUCCAUCGGCAUCUUUUAUAAUUGCCUAUGCCCAUUAUGUUGGCAACUAUUACAGAUCAUUAUCGGCAACUACUUCACCAACUUCAAGUGAAUUUGUCAAUUAUGCAAUUGCCGCUCAUAUUUUUGCUUGGUUAGCUCAAUUUUACGGUCAUGGGGUGCAUGAAAAAAGAGCACCUGCUUUGCUCGAUAAUUUGUUGCAAGCAUUGGUAUUGGCACCAUUUUUUGUUGCGUUUGAAAUUGCAUUCUUUUUAGGUUUUAAAAAAGAUUUGAAAAAGACAAUGGAUAAUGAAGCUGGAAAGAGAGUGAGAGAUUUCAAAUUGAAGGGCAAAGCGCAAAAGGCCAAAUCUCAAUAA
This is a messenger RNA of Lodderomyces parapsilosis, 579 nucleotides long. RefSeq lists its product as uncharacterized. The record is from RefSeq and is a predicted model, not a curated record. Gene Ontology annotation, cellular component: endoplasmic reticulum. The coding region runs from base 1 to 579 and encodes 192 amino acids. Gene Ontology annotation, biological process: sphingoid catabolic process. The transcript has a single exon. NCBI's taxonomy places the organism in Eukaryota, Fungi, Ascomycota, Pichiomycetes, Serinales, Debaryomycetaceae.